UCGAAAAAGAUCAAAACCCACACGCCCACGGUUUCCAUUUCCAUACUCUUUUUCCUCGAACUCAUACAUCAUUCAACCAUAUCCCCAAUCCCCUAAUUUCCUUCAAAAUUCCACUCAUCCCUCGCCCCCCAACAAACCCCAAAUGCCCUUUCAACAUUCUGCCGCCGUGAGCGGCGACCCACUUCCCCACCCACCUCCACCGCCUAAGCCUGAAACUCAACUCCUUUCUCUGCUUCUCAAAAUCGCCAUCAUGAUUCUCUUAACCACUCUCUUCUUCGUCUUCCUCGGCCUCGCCACCGCCCUACUCCUUAUCCACCUCUGCGUCGCUAGUGCCCUCCAUCGCCGUCGCCGAUUCCACAGUCGACGUUCCCAAUACUCCGAUUCCUCAUCUGGGUUCUCCCAUCGUGACCUCAAAAAGCUUCUCCAGUUCCGAUUCUCCAAUUGGGUCAAUCCCCAUUCUCAAAUUGACUGCUCUAUUUGUCUUGAUGGGUUUAGAAAAGGUCAGUGGUGUAGGAGACUUGGUGGGUGUGGACAUGUUUAUCACCGGAAGUGUAUUGAUUCGUGGUUAGUUAGGGUUUCUGCUUGUCCUCUUUGCCGACGAUGUGUUCGGUUGGAUAUGGAAGAACAUGAAAUUGAUUGCGUAAGUUCUCGGAACUUUGAGCUUUUUUAUGCUCUGUAACUGCUUUUAACUUUAGUUUAGUUUCUUCUUUCUUUUGAUUAUGUUCCUCUUUUAGAUGUAUAUAUAGUUGAAUCAAUGUUAUUCGAUGAAGGUUUCUUUUGGUAA
Messenger RNA from Cucumis melo (muskmelon), 784 nucleotides. RefSeq names its product RING-H2 finger protein ATL56. The transcript has a single exon. Bases 143 to 679 code for a protein of 178 amino acids. The record is from RefSeq and is a predicted model, not a curated record. NCBI's taxonomy places the organism in Eukaryota, Viridiplantae, Streptophyta, Magnoliopsida, Cucurbitales, Cucurbitaceae.